Molecule: messenger RNA, 666 nt
Organism: Metarhizium brunneum ARSEF 3297
Lineage: Eukaryota; Fungi; Ascomycota; Sordariomycetes; Hypocreales; Clavicipitaceae
Source: RefSeq, a predicted model, not a curated record
AUGAUUCAAGUAUUUGAGAAGCUUGGCCUGCGUUAUCGUACAUGGACGUACAAAUCGAAGCCCGAUUCGAUUGGCCGUGUAGAGGCGCUGGCACUGCCACCCAGAAAUUCGCCUCGCGUUGCCGGGGUUGCAUAUGAACGCCCCGAUAACGGAGGUGGACACAUUGCUGUUUGCACAAACCCAGGAACACCAUACAGGCGGUACAUUGACUACCAGACAAACCCCAAAGGAAUAGAUGUAACAGGAGAAGUCCGCAAGUCACUAAUCUAUGGCUACUUUUAUCUUGAUAAGAAGGCUUCUGAGGGUGAAUUCGUCAAGAAACAGCUAGCAGCAAUCAGUCUAAUGGAAACUGACGAAGCCAAUCUGAACCUGCCCGGUGGCAGCCAGGACGAGCUCAUGGAGGUAGUAUAUGACGACCAGUUGCCACCACUGACUCGAGGUGAUUAUGAGGGUCUCAACUGCCCUGCGCUUCUUGCCACUCUAUCAGCACCACCGAACAUGGAAGCUGGGCGCUCAAUCGAGGACGGCCAUUUCCUUCGAACCCGUGCUGAUGGGGAUUGUGAUAAAGCUCGUGAGACAGCAAACCAACAAAUUAAGAAGGAUAAGCAGUUAGCCAAGCAAGAACAAGUGUCAACUACUCCUGGCGAAAGACACCAGAAAGUCUAA